This is a messenger RNA of Myotis myotis, 5694 nucleotides long. It is a transcript of the gene IARS1, whose product is annotated as isoleucyl-tRNA synthetase 1. Gene Ontology annotation, molecular function: isoleucine-tRNA ligase activity; aminoacyl-tRNA deacylase activity; ATP binding. NCBI's taxonomy places the organism in Eukaryota, Metazoa, Chordata, Mammalia, Chiroptera, Vespertilionidae. Gene Ontology annotation, biological process: isoleucyl-tRNA aminoacylation. The coding region runs from base 17 to 3907 and encodes 1296 amino acids. The transcript has 35 exons. The record is from RefSeq and is a predicted model, not a curated record.
AGAGAAAAGAAGGGAGAUGUGUCAGGGCCAGCCUGACAGGUUGAACUGGGCUGAGGUAGGGAGGUGGGAAUUGAGAAAAGAAAGAAAGACAGGAGAGCGGGAUUGGGAGGACUACAGCUCAAUCGAGGAACUGCACAACAAAAUGGUUCAGCAAGUUCCAGAAAACAUCGAUUUUCCUGCUGAAGAAGAGAAAAUCUUGCAGUUCUGGUCCGAAUUUAAUUGUUUCCAAGAGUGCCUAAAGCAGUCAAAACAUAGGCCAAAAUUUACUUUCUAUGAUGGGCCUCCUUUUGCCACUGGACUACCUCACUAUGGACAUAUACUUGCGGGGACAAUUAAAGAUAUAGUUACAAGAUAUGCUCACCAGAGUGGGUUUCAUGUUGACAGAAGAUUUGGAUGGGAUUGUCAUGGCUUACCUGUGGAAUAUGAAAUAGAUAAGAUACUAGGAAUCAGAGGACCAGAGGAUGUAGCCAAAAUGGGGAUUGUGGAGUAUAACAAUCAGUGCCGAGCAAUUGUGAUGAGAUAUUCUACUGAGUGGAAGUCUACUGUUACCAGACUUGGCCGAUGGAUUGACUUUGACAAUGACUAUAAAACACUCUAUCCAGAAUUCAUGGAAUCUGUCUGGUGGGUCUUCAAACAACUUUAUGAUAAAGGCCUUGUUUAUAGAGGUAUGAAAGUCAUGCCUUUUUCCACUGCAUGCAACACUCCACUUUCUAACUUCGAAUCUCACCAGAAUUACAAGGACGUUCAAGAUCCUUCAAUAUUUGUUACCUUUCCUUUGGAGGAAGACGAAAGUAUAUCUUUGGUUGCUUGGACAACUACUCCCUGGACUCUGCCUAGUAACCUUGCCCUCUGUGUUAAUCCGGAUAUGCAGUAUGUAAAGAUUAAAGAUGUUGUCAGAGGAAAAUCAUUCAUUUUAAUGGAAGCCAGAUUACCGGCCCUCUACAAAUUGGAGAAUGACUAUGAGAUCCUUGAAAGAUUUCCAGGUGCCUCUCUCCAAGGCAAGAAAUACAGGCCCCUGUUUGACUAUUUUGUGAAGUGGAAAGAGCAUGGUGCUUUUACAGUGCUUGUCGACAGUUAUGUGAGGGAGGAAGAAGGCACUGGGGUGGUACAUCAAGCUCCUUACUUCGGUGCUGAUGACUAUCGGGUCUGUAUGGACUUCAACAUCAUUCAGAAAGAUUCUGUCCCUGUGUGCCCUGUGGAUGCUUCAGGCUGUUUCACAGCGGAAGUGACAGAUUUCAUGGGACAGUAUGUGAAGGAUGCUGACAAAAAUAUCAUCAGGAUGCUGAAGGAACACGGCCGACUUCUUGUUGCCAGCACCUUCACUCAUAGCUACCCUUUCUGCUGGAGAUCAGAUACCCCCCUCAUUUACAAAGCGGUGCCCAGCUGGUUUGUGCGGGUUGAGCACAUGGUGGACCAGCUGAUGAGGAACAAUGACCUGUGUUACUGGGUCCCGGAGUUUGUGAGAGAAAAGCGGUUUGGAAAUUGGCUGAAAGAUGCACGAGACUGGGCAGUUUCCAGAAACAGAUACUGGGGCACCCCUAUCCCGCUGUGGGUCAGCGAGGACUUCGAGGAGAUAGUAUGCAUUGGGUCAAUGGCAGAACUUGAAGAACUGUCAGGAACAAAGGUCUCAGAUCUCCACAGAGAGAGCAUUGACCAUCUGACCAUCCCUUCACGCUGUGGGAAGGGAUUGCUGCGUCGCGUGUCUGAAGUGUUUGACUGUUGGUUUGAGAGUGGCAGCAUGCCCUAUGCUCAAGUUCAUUAUCCAUUUGAAAAUAAGAAGGAGUUUGAAGAUGCAUUUCCUGCAGACUUCAUUGCUGAAGGCAUUGAUCAAACCAGAGGAUGGUUUUACACUCUGCUGGUGCUGGCCACAGCUCUCUUCGGACAACCACCUUUCAGGAAUGUGAUUGCGAAUGGGCUCGUCCUUGCAAGUGAUGGCCAGAAAAUGAGCAAACGAAAAAAGAAUUAUCCAGAUCCACUUUCCAUCAUCCAUAAAUAUGGUGCUGACGCCCUCAGAUUGUAUCUGAUUAACUCCCCUGUGGUGAGAGCAGAAAACCUCCGCUUUAAGGAAGAAGGUGUUCGCGAUGUUCUGAAGGACGUGCUGCUCCCUUGGUACAAUGCCUAUCGCUUCUUCAUCCAGAAUGUCCUGAGGCUGCAGAAGGAGGAAGAAAUGGAAUUCCUCUACAAUGAGAACACGGUUAAAGAAAGUGCCAAUAUUACAGACCAGUGGAUCCUGUCCUUCAUGCAGUCGCUCAUUGCCUUCUUUGAGACCGAAAUGGCAGCUUAUAGGCUCUAUACUGUGGUGCCCCGCCUGGUCAAGUUUGUCGAUGUUCUGACCAAUUGGUAUGUCAGGAUGAACCGCCGAAGAUUAAAGGGCGAAAAUGGGAUGGAGGAUUGUGUUACGGCCCUGGAAACCUUGUUCAGUGUUCUGCUUUCUCUGUGCAGACUGAUGGCCCCGUAUACCCCUUUUCUUACUGAAUUGAUGUACCAGAAUCUUAAGAUGCUGAUUGACCCUGUUUCUGUCCAGGACAAGGACACACUCAGCAUCCACUACCUCAUGCUGCCCCGUGUUCGAGAGGAAUUGAUUGACAAGAAAACAGAGAGUGCAGUAUCUAGAAUGCAGUCUGUGAUUGAACUUGGGCGAGUGAUUCGUGACCGCAAAACUAUUCCAAUAAAGUAUCCUUUGAAAGAAAUUGUCGUUAUCCAUCAAGAUCCAGAAGCUCUCGGUGAUAUCAGAUCUUUGGAGAAGUAUAUUAUUGAGGAGUUGAAUGUUCGAAAAGUUACACUGUCUACAGAUAAAAAAAAGUAUGGUAUUCGCCUAAGGGCAGAGCCAGAUCACAUGAUCCUGGGGAAGCGGCUGAAGGGAGCCUUCAAGGCAGUGAUGACGUCAAUCAAGCAGCUGAGCAGUGAGGAGCUGGAGCAGUUCCAGAAGCGUGGGUCCAUUGUUGUGGAAGGCCAUGAAUUGCAUGAAGAUGACAUUCGCCUUAUGUACACCUUUGAUCAAGCAACAGUUGAGACAGCCCAGUUUGAAGCACACUCGGACGCUCAGGCUUUGGUUCUCUUAGACGUCACCCCUGACCAGGCGAUGGUGGAUCAAGGGGUGGCUCGGGAAGUCAUCAAUCGUAUCCAGAAACUUCGCAAAAAGUGCAAUCUGGUUCCCACUGAUGAAAUAACAGUUUAUUACACAGCAAAGUCUGAAGGAAAUUAUCUGAGCACCAUUAUUGAAAGCCACAUGGAGUUCAUAUUUGCCACCAUAAAGGCUCCCUUGAAACCAUAUCCAGUCGCUACAGCAGAUAAAAUCCUUAUUCAGGAAAAAAUGCAGUUAAAGGGGUCUGACCUGGAAAUUACACUCACCAGGGGAUCCUCCACACCUGGCCCUGCUUGUGCAUAUGUCAAUCUUCACAUUUGUGCAAAUGGCAGUGAGCAAGGUGGAGUACUGCUUCUGGAAAAUCCUAAAGGUGAUAAUCAGCUAGACCUCCUAAAGCUGAAGAGUGUUGUUACUAGCAUUUUUGGUGUGAAGAAUACAGAGCUGGCGCUCUUCCACGGGGAAACAGAAAUACAAAACCAAACCGACUUACUGAGUCUUAGUGGAAAGAUGCUGGGUGUGACUGCAGGACCAGCUCCCUCUGUGAUUGACAGUCCUGGUACUCUUCUCUGUCGGUAUAUCAACCUACAGCUCCUGAAUGCAGACCCACAAGAGUGUUUAAUGGGAACAGUGGGCACCCUCCUGCUGGAAAACCCACUUGGGCAGAAUGGACUCACCUAUGAAGGUCUUCUGUAUGAAGCAGCCAAGAUGUUUGGCCUUCGCAGCAGGAAGCUAAAGCUGUUUCUGAAUGAGACUCAAAUGGAUGGUAGAAGAAGGGGGAGGAAGAGAAGGAUCAAAACAUCAGUGAUGAGAGAGAAUCUUUGAUUGGCUGCCUCCUGCACACCCCUUACUGGGGAUCGAGCCCACAACCAGAAAUUACAGAAGAAAUUCCCCUGAAGACUUUAAACACGAAGACUGUGUAUGUUUCUGUAUUUCCAACAACGGCUGACUUCUAACUUUCUGUUAUCAGUGUGGUUCAGUCAACCUUUCCCUACACACACACACACAUUCAUGUAUUGAAAAUAAUCCUUUCAGGUGCAUUUGGUCUAAAUGUGCUGCUUUUGGUCUAAAUGUGACGUGGCAUUGGUUCAUCAAGUAGCUUAAAACCUCACAGCAAUAUUCACAUUUAACCUUAAGCACCUAUGUAGUCAUGUUGGGAGAAGAUUUGAAUGUUACCUCAGCACUAGAGUUUAUUUCUGUACUUGAAUUCCUUAAGUAUAGAGGGAGAAAGUUAUUAAAGUGGCAUAAUGUUUAUCCUUUUAUGGUCUUUUAAAACCUUGAGGAAAUGGAUAAUUAUCUGGAUUUCCUUGGAUAAUUUGAUGGAAUAUGUUGUUCCAUUAAAGCAAGAAAAAUAACCAAGCUUUCUCAGAUAAUAAAUAUGUUAAAAGUAAUUCAUUCUCCCAUUGUUUAUUGAAACUUGAAAUGUAUAAUCUUCAAAAAACACAAAAACUUAAUAGUGACUUCUGUAUUAAGACAGUGGGCUAAGUUGGUUAGAGCAUCAUCCCAGUAUGCCAAGGUUGCAAGUUUGAUCCCCCAUCAGGGCACAUAAAAGAAUCAACCAAUGAAUUCAUAAAUGAGUGGGACAACAAGUCUCUCCCCCCUCCCUCCCUCCCUCUCUUUAAAAGUCUUUUUUAAAAGAUUUUUUUUUUAAAUAAUGUACUAAAUAAAUAUCUCAUUUUACUUCUUCCCAAAACCCUAUGUUUACAGAUGCCCAAACAGAAUUAGAUGUGUAAGAUUUAUUGGGGGAAACAUACAUAAGGGAUAAAGGGGGACGGGAUAAAACAUAGGCAGAAGAACCCUUCAGGCUACAAUUUAGAUUUGACACCAUGAAAAUUUAAGAAAGAAGGAAGAUUGAUUAGAGAAAGUUGAGACUGCAUUGCAACUCUCAGAAAACCUUGAUCAGGCUAAUCAAGAGUCUCUAGGCAAGGAUUCCAAAAUAAAGAGUCCAUAUUUGGGUAGCUGUUCUCCCCCUGUCCGCCUUAUCUACGGGUUUGUUUAUGGUCUCAGUUAUACAGUCAACUGUGGUUCAAAAAUAAUUCAUAACAUUUUUGUUUGUUUUUAAAAUAUAUUUUUAUUGAAUUAAGGGUGAGGGAAACAUUGAUCAACUGCCUUCUGCAUGCUCCCUACUGGGGACUGAGUCUACAACCUGUAAUCCAAGCAGUGGCCUCGCAGUGUGUGAUGAUGCACAAACAUGAGGCUGAGCCACACUGACCAGGGCCAUCGGUUCAAAUUCAAUCUUGCUAUCUGCAACACCAUGGAUGGACCUACCGCGUACUGUGCUAAAUGAAAUCAGAGCAAGACGGGUAUCAUAUGAUUUCACUUGUAUAUGGAAUCUAAAGUAAUCAGAAAUAGAACAUUUUGAUGGUUGGGGUGGGUUAGAAAGUAUAAAUUGGUAGUUAUAGGAGUGUCACAGAAUGUAAAGCACAGCAUAGGGAACACACAGUCAGUAAUGUGGUAACUGGUGCCAGACGGGCACUAGACUUAGGGGGAUCACUUUUCAGCUUACAGAAAUGUCUAAUCACUGUGUUGUACACCUGAAACUAAUAUAAUAUUGUAUGUCAGCUGUAAUUGAAAAUAAAAAUUAUUUUUUUAAAAAUCAGUUUUAAAUUGCA